This is a messenger RNA of Rotaria sp. Silwood2, 1806 nucleotides long. The record is from the annotation of a GenBank genome assembly. NCBI's taxonomy places the organism in Eukaryota, Metazoa, Rotifera, Eurotatoria, Philodinida, Philodinidae.
AUGUCUAAUGAAGACGAUGAAUGUGACUCGUCGAGUCUAUUUAAUGUUGCAAGUCAAACAGAUGUAAAUUCAUUUUUACAUUCUCAAGCAGCAAAAAUAACAGGUAUAACAACAAGUAUAAGUGAUGAUGAAAAUAGUUCUAUGGAUGGAAGUUUAUUAACACGUUUUUCACAAGUAUCAUCCGAAAAAAAAUAUAUUAUAACAACAAAUACAAAUAUACGUUCAACACCAAUAAAACCAUAUUUAAGUCGUUCAUGUUUUGCAUCAUUAACAAGUUCAUCACCAAUUAAAAAUUCAAUACAAAAAGUUUAUGCAUCAGAUGAUUUAACAGAAUUAAAAUGGUUAAAUACAUUUAAAUUAAAAGAAUUUAAAGAUGAUUUUAAUUCGAAUAAUAAUAAAGAUAAAGAUAAUCAAUAUGAUAAAACUCAAGUAAUAUCAGAACAACAACAACAAGAACAAAAUAAUAAUAAUAAUAAUAAUGAUGAAGAUCGUUUAGCUAAAUUAAUAAGUGAAUUAAAAUCAUAUGAUAAUGAAAGUACAAAAAUUACUACAACAUCAUUUGGUAUAAUUAUAUUUCUUGGAUUUUAUUCUAAACGUGAUGAAAAACAUUUAUCAUGGUCAUUAACAAUAAAACAAUUAUAUGAAUAUGUUCAAAAUAAUGCUAAACAUAUAACAAAUAAACGUGGAUGGAAAAAUUUAUUACGACAAUCAUUAAUUACAAUACCAUGUUUUGUUAAAACAAAACGUGAUUUACUUAAAUCUCGUUCAUUAUGGACAAUUGAUCCAUAUUAUCGUCCUUUAUUAACAAAAGCUUAUUUAACAAAUCCACCAUCACAAUCAUCAAUUACAUUGAAUAAAACAUUAUCCGAAGCACCAACAAAUCGACAUGAUGAUCAAUUAGAUACAAAUCGUUCAUCACAAUCGAUUGUAAGUAAUUUUGCACCAAAAGCAACAGUGAAAACAAAAGUACUUCCGCGUCUUUAUGAACGUCUUUGUGAAGAAAAAGCAAAUGAUAAUAACGAGGAUGAUCAUGAUGGAGAUGAAGCUGAUUCAAGUAAUAUUGCUCAACAUCAUCGAAAUCUAACAUCAGAUAAUGAUGGAAAACGUCGUUCAUCAACAUCGCCAUGGGCAGCUAAAUUACUCAAACGACAUAAACGACGACAUUAUCGUCAAUCAGGUGUUGAACCAAAAACAUCUACACCAAAUAGAGGAUCUAAUAAUGAAAAUCGUUCAUCAUCAACAUCAACUGUUGUUACACCUUGUCCAAGUAUGGAUCAUACUUAUUUACUUCAGCCUGAAAAAAUAAAACAUUCACCAAAAAAACAAUCAACAAUAAAACGAACAAAGUCUACAGGAUCAAUUGAAUAUAAUGAUCCAUCAAGUGGGGAUAUUGAAGAAGAUGAUGAACGUGACAGUAGUUCAUCAAUACGUCCAAUACGUAAAUCAAUAAUAACAACACGUGCUCAAGCAGCAGCACGUAAUAAUCAUUCAAAAAAUCGUCGAAAAAGUUCUCCACCAAAAAAACGUUUAUCACUACAAUUACCAUCACAUCGACCAAAUACACGUAUAAAUCGACGAAUAAUUGAACAAGAUUUAAAAUUAUUACGACAAGCUAAUGUUUUACCACCAUUAUCACCGCCAACAAAUCAACAACCACUUGAUUUAUCUCUUGGUCCUAAUCGAUCAUCGUCAUAUGAAGAAAUGACUGAACAAACAACAACAACAAAUAUUGAAACAAUAAAAGAAAUCAUAGAAAUAAAAACAACACUAAUUGAAGGCGUACUUGAUUUAUCUCUUUCCCGAUGA